AUGGGGCGUAUGGACGUGUCGAAAAUGCGGUAUCUUGAAGGAGAACACUUCAGGAUAUUGCUAGCGGUUGAAAUGGGCAUGAAGAAUCACGAGUUGGUUCCGCUUCCUCUCAUCUCUUCUGUCGCAAAGAUUCAUCGAGGUGGCGUCACGAAAAGUCUCGCUGACUUGAUGAAAAUCGGGCUCGUUGCUUAUGAACGUGGACGGAAAUAUGAUGGAUAUCGUUUGACGAAACUUGGCUAUGAUUAUCUUGCUUUGAAAGCUUUGUGCUCGCGGGAAGUCGUCGGUUCCGUAGGAAAUCAAAUUGGAGUGGGAAAAGAAUCUGAUGUUUACGUCGGAGGCGACCCAGAACUAAAUGAUUUGUGCCUGAAAUUUCACCGCCUCGGCCGAACGUCUUUUCGAAAAAUCAAAGAGAAACGUGAUUACCAUAAGAAGAGGAAAUCUGCCAGCUGGCUAUAUUUGAGUCGACUUGCGGCUUCAAAGGAGUUUGCGUUUUUGAAGGCUCUAGCUGAGGCAGGCUUUCCAGUACCAAGACCGGUUGAUGUUUGCCGACAUCUUGUUGUGAUGGGACUUAUCCCGGUGCUUUGUACGACAGGU
Messenger RNA from Mesorhabditis belari, 594 nucleotides. Lineage: Eukaryota; Metazoa; Nematoda; Chromadorea; Rhabditida; Rhabditidae. The record is from the annotation of a GenBank genome assembly.